Messenger RNA from Macaca mulatta (Rhesus monkey), 5796 nucleotides. The record is from RefSeq and is a predicted model, not a curated record. Lineage: Eukaryota; Metazoa; Chordata; Mammalia; Primates; Cercopithecidae.
CGGGUCGCGCCGCCUGCACCGGCUGCGGGGGGGGAGGGGGUCCGGCUUCCCGGGCCGUCCCCCCCCCGCCCCCGGGGAAAAAGGCGUUUCAGGGCUCCCCCCUUCGGCGCCGCGCAAAGUGGCUUCGAACAUCCUCCAAGUCUCUCAAAGUCCUUGGGACGCCCCAGAAGUCUUCCAGCUCCCCUAGAAUGCCCGUUUCAGCUCGCCACCCCCCCCAACUAAGUCUGUCUUAAAAUCGGUUUCAACUACCCCACGAAAAAGUGCGGUUUCGUAGUCCUCAAAAAAAGUCAGUUUCACACGCCCUCCAAAAAAGAAAAAAACUGAGCGGGGGAGGGGCUGCGCUGGGGCGCCCGCUUCACACCCGGCCUCCAGUUGGCAGACAAAGAGGGGAUUUCUCUGCUGCAUAAGUUGGGUCUCCCUCGUCCUCGGAGGCCCCUCCCCACCCCCAGCCUUGGAGGUAUCUCCCGGGCUGCCCCCGUCCCCACCUGGGGACCCCUGGGGAAAGUCGAGACUGGAGGGGCCUGGAGUGCAUUUCUUUGGGACGGAGAUUUUUCUCUGUACCUUUUUCUGGGGGUGGAAUGGGUCCUGGCAGGUGGAUCCCCCAUCCGCCAUUCUAGAAUGGCGGGGGCACCCUGGUCUUGGGACCCUCUCCCCGCUCAGGGAGGGCGGGUGAGGGAUGUUGUCAAAGUUUUGCUUAAAAAUAAUUCCCGGAUACAUUGUGACAGUAAAGCAACCUAGGGUGGUUUUUUUUCUUUUUUGAACACUGUUAGGGUUUUUUAGGGGGAGGGAGAUUGAGGGUGGAGGGAAGCUUUACUGGUCCCUGCAUAGAGUGCGCCCCCCCACUUUAAGUUGUGAAGCUUGUAAAAGAGUUUCGUGGUUUUCUGACUUGUGGAUUUCCUUCAUGUCGAAUUUGGGGGCGACCUUGUCUUCAACGGGCUGUGACGUCUGGGUGGGGGGAUCACCAAAUUUCCCUCGGAGUGAGGUAGGGCCGGGCUGUUCCUCCUCUUCCCAGGGGAGUAGGGGGGCCUCAGAGGAAACCCGGGGGUGGUUGGAAAUGAGAGACGUGGGGAAAGGAGAGGUUCUGGCUGCCCUGCGUGCAGUUUAAACUUGGCAACUUGACGCCCUGGUGGUCUCUGGGGGAGUUAGGGAGUUUAUAUUUGCACACCCUCCCCCCAUUUUUCAGACUCCCGGUGGCCUCUGGGGAGGGCUCUACGGGGACCCAGACUCUGGAAUUCCAUCUUCCCUGCCCCUGCUCCCAGGGCUCCGCUGGAACUCAGACCCCAGGGCAGUUGAGGGUUUUUUAGGCGGCUUCCCCACUCUGUGUUUUGGCCACUCACACCUCUUUUCUCCUCCCUGUUUCUCCCUGUCCAUCUGUCCCCACGUCCACCAUGCAGGGUUUCCAGGCCUGAGGUGCCCGCCCUGGCCCCAGGAGAAUGAACCAGCCGCAGAGGAUGGCGCCUGUGGGCACAGACAAGGAGCUCAGUGACCUCCUGGACUUCAGCAUGAUGUUCCCGCUGCCUGUCACCAACGGGAAGGGCCGGCCCGCCUCCCUGGCCGGGGCGCAGUUCGGAGGUUCAGGUCUUGAGGACCGGCCCAGCUCAGGUUCCUGGGGCAGCGGCGACCAGAACAGCUCCUCCUUUGACCCCAGCCGGACCUUCAGCGAGGGCACCCACUUCACUGAGUCGCACAGCAGCCUCUCUUCAUCCACAUUCCUGGGACCGGGACUGGGAGGCAAGAGCGGCGAGCGGGGUGCCUAUGCCUCCUUUGGGAGAGACGCAGGCGUGGGCGGCCUGACUCAGGCUGGCUUCCUGUCGGGCGAGCUGGCGCUCAGCAGCCCCGGGCCCCUGUCCCCUUCGGGCAUGAAGGGAACCUCCCAGUACUACCCCUCCUACUCUGGCAGCUCCCGGCGGAGAGCGGCGGACGGCAGCCUAGACACGCAGCCCAAGAAGGUCCGGAAGGUCCCGCCGGGUCUCCCAUCCUCGGUGUACCCACCCAGCUCAGGUGAGGAUUAUGGCAGGGAUGCCGCCGCCUACCCGUCCGCCAAGACCCCCAGCAGCGCCUAUCCCGCCCCCUUCUACAUGGCAGAUGGCAGCCUGCACCCCUCAGCCGAGCUGUGGAGUCCCCCGGGCCAGGCAGGCUUCGGGCCCAUGCUGGGUGGGGGCUCAUCCCCCCUGCCCCUCCCGCCUGGCAGCAGCGCCGUGGGCAGCAGUGGAAGCAGCAGCACGUUUGCUGGCCUGCACCAGCACGAGCGCAUGGGCUACCAGCUGCAUGGAACAGAGGUGAACGGUGGGCUCCCGGCUGCAUCCUCCUUCUCCUCGGCCCCCGGAGCCACGUACGGUGGCGUCUCCAGCCACACGCCGCCUGUCAGCGGGGCCGACAGCCUUCUGGGCUCCCGAGGGACCACAGCCGGCAGCUCCGGGGAUGCCCUCGGGAAAGCACUGGCCUCGAUCUACUCCCCGGAUCACUCAAGCAAUAACUUCUCGUCCAGCCCUUCCACCCCCGUGGGCUCCCCUCAGGGCCUGGCAGGGACGUCGCAGUGGCCUCGAGCAGGAGCCCCCGGUGCCUUAUCGCCCAGCUACGACGGGGGUCUCCAUGGCCUGCAGAGUAAGAUAGAAGACCACCUGGACGAGGCCAUCCACGUGCUCCGCAGCCACGCCGUGGGCACAGCCGGCGACAUGCACACGCUGCUACCUGGCCACGGGGCGCUGGCCUCGGGUUUCGCCGGCCCCAUGUCGCUGGGCGGGCGGCACGCAGGCCUGGUUGGAGGCGGACACCCUGAGGAUGGCCUUGCAGGCAGCACCAGCCUCAUGCACAACCACGCAGCCCUCCCCAGCCAGCCGGGCGCCCUCCCCGACCUCUCACGGCCUCCCGACUCCUACAGCGGGCUAGGGCGAGCAGGUGCCACGGCGGCCGCCGGCGAGAUCAAGCGGGAGGAGAAGGAGGAUGAGGAGAACACGUUGGCGGCUGACCACUCGGAGGAGGAGAAGAAGGAGCUGAAGGCCCCCCGGGCCCGGACCAGAAGGCCGAGCGGGAGAAGGAGCGCCGGGUGGCCAAUAACGCCCGGGAGCGGCUGCGGGUCCGUGACAUCAACGAGGCCUUUAAGGAGCUGGGGCGCAUGUGCCAGCUGCACCUCAACAGCGAGAAGCCCCAGACCAAACUGCUCAUCCUGCACCAGGCCGUCUCGGUCAUCCUGAACUUGGAACAGCAAGUGCGAGAGCGGAACCUGAAUCCCAAAGCAGCCUGUUUGAAACGGCGAGAAGAGGAAAAGGUGUCGGGCGUGGUCGGAGACCCCCAGAUGGUGCUUUCAGCUGCCCACCCAGGCCUGAGCGAAGCCCACAACCCCGCCGGGCACAUGUGAAAGGUAUGCCUCCGUGGGACGAGCCACCCACUCUCAGCCCUGUGCGCUGGGCCCAGAACAGCCACUCGAGACCCCAGGCUUCGUCCACGUCCACACCUCACACACCUGUUGUCAGCAUCGAGCCAACACCAACCUGAUGGGGUUCGGAGUGGUGGGGGCGACCAAGGUGACGCUGGGUCCAGGAGCUCCCUGGGACCCUGGCCCACCCCUCCCUGGCCUCGCUCCCCCUGUCCUCGAAUCUCAGCCAUCGUGUCACCCUGUGACUUGCCCCGCGGAUCCUGGAACUGCGUCUUGGCCCUGUUGCCUGGGCUGACAGGACCUUUUUUUUUUUUUUUUUUUUUUUCCAGUAAGCAAAACCUGACAGCGAGCAACAAAACACACACUUUGUCAGAACAGAAAAAAAUGCCUUAACUAUAAAAAGUGGAGAAAUGGAAACAUAUCACUCGAGGGGGAUGCUGUGGAGACCUGGCUUAUGCUUCAAAAGCCACCAGCAAAUUGUGCCUAAGCCUAAUAUUUUUUUUAAGGAAAAUAAAAAGAACAUUAGUUAUAAGAUUUUUUUUUUUUUCUUCUUAAUGUAGAUGAAAAUUAGCAAGGAUGCUGCCUUUGGUCUCUGGUUUUUUUUUUUAAGCUUUUUUUUUUGCAUAUGUUUUGUAAGCAACAAAUUUUUUUGUAUGAAAGUCCCGUGUCUCUCGCUAUUUCUGCUGCUGUUUCUAGACUGAGCAUUGCAUUUCCUGAUCAACCAGAUGAUUAAACGUUGUAUUAAAAAGACCCCGUGUAAACCUGAGCCCCCCCGCACCCCCCCCGGAAGCCACUGCACACAGAACGGGGACAGGUGGGGGUCUUUUGUUUUUUUGAUGUUGGGGGUUCUCCUCUUGGUUUUGUCACGUGGAGAGCGAUGUGGAGAGCCAUGCGUGGGCGUUCCCUGAUGCAGGCGCCUUGGGGCUUCCCUGCCGCAUCCUCUCCCCUCAGGAAGGGGGCUGACCUGGGCUUGGGGGAAGGGACGUCAGCAAGGUGGCUCUGACCCAGGUGACCCUGCCAAGCAGCUCUGGCCCCCAGGGCUACUCCACACGAUGUCCUCCCCAGGCCCCCAUAAGCUGCUCUCCCUUGGAACCUGCACACCUCUCCGAAGCGGGGCAUGUUGUUGGGACCAGUGACCCCUGGCAUGGGGACCACACCCUGGAGCUGGGUGCUGGGGACCUUCCUGGACACCCUGUCCUUCACUCCUUUGCCCCAGGGACCCAGGCUCGUACUCUGAACUCUGAGGGGACGCGGCUCAGGAGCCAGCACAGGACACCCCCACCCUACCCCAGCAUGUCCCCAUUACACCAGAGGGCCAUCGUGAUGUAGACAGGAUGCCAGGGCCCUGGCCGGUGUCCCGCAACGCUGGGAAGCAUCCCUGGGCCUGGGGCCAUACCUGCUGCCCUCCCUCUGUGGGGCCCAAGGGCAAGAGUGGCUGGAGCCGGGAGACUCUGCUGAUCUGAGCCCCACGAAGGCCUUGGGCUGCGCAACCCGGCUGCAGAACCAGCAGGGUGGCCCCUCGGGCCCAUCUGUGUCCUGUGUCCCAGCACCCAGGACUCUCUCCAGGUCCCCUUUUCUGGUCUCUUGCCAUGAGGGUAACCAGCUCUUCCCAGCUGUCUGGGGACUGUCUUGGGUUUAAAACUGCAAGUCUCCUGCCCUGAGAUUCCGUUCACUUCCACACAAACUAGGGUGAUGGUCACGGUGGCACCCAGGUGUGGGCUGGGCUAGCCGGGCACCUUCAUGUGUUCUUCAUGCCCCUCCCUGCACUGAGGCCUUGUGGACCCCCGGGCUGGCUGUGCUCACCCCGGCAGCAGGUCAGGUGUCUGCUCCUGUGCCACCCCUGAGACUCCCACCGUUACCCCCAGGAGAGCCUGGACUGCCUGACUCCCCUCCCCAGACUUGCUGGGGAGCCUGGGCCCCAUGGCAGAUUCAAGGGAAACCGCGAGGCCAGCUCAAGGCCUGGGAUCUGCCCCCAGUCCAGGCCAGGUGGAGCGGAGGGGCUGUCUGCCACUCCCCCUUCUCUGUGGUUCCCCCUGCGCCCUGGGGAUUCGGUCUCUUAGGGAACCUGCCUCUGUCUCCCUGUUGUUUUGAUCCCGGCCCUGCUCCUAGGUCUGGGUGGGCAGUGGCCCCGUAGCCUCUGGAACUGCGCGUCCUGCAUAGAAUUUAAACGAGAUUCACCCGGCGCCAGGAGGGAGAAACAGCAGUGUCGGGGAACCACAAUUAUGGGGGGGGGUGGGGGGUGUGCUCUGAGUGCCUCAAGAUGGUUUUCAAAAAAAUUUUUUUAAAGAAAAUAAUUUUAUACGUGUCAACACAGCUGGCUGGAUUAUUGGGACUUUUAAACGAUCCUCUUUAAAGUGGAUUCAGAGACCUGUCCUGUAUAUAACAGCACUGUAGCAAUAAAUGUGACAUUUUAUAACGAA